CACGCCCAGAGUGAGUCAGGCCAGGGGCCGGCAAUUAACACAAGUGAUCCGCUUCCUUCUUGCUGUUAACAGCCGCAGUGACUCGGCGAGAAGCCGCACAGGAGGCCGUCUCCGUAAACCAGUGUUUGACCGCAGCCAACUACUCACCAGUGAAGAUCCUGCUUGGCUCUUCGCCUCCCUAAUCUAUGGCGCUUAAAAGGAUACAGAAAGAACUUAAUGAUUUACAACGUGAUCCUCCUGCCCAGUGUUCAGCAGGACCGGUAGGAGACGAUUUGUUCCAUUGGCAAGCAACAAUUAUGGGACCCACUGAUAGUCCAUAUCAAGGUGGUGUCUUCUUCCUCACAAUCCAUUUUCCAACAGACUAUCCUUUCAAACCACCAAAGGUUGCAUUCACAACAAAGAUUUAUCAUCCAAACAUAAACAGUAAUGGAAGUAUUUGUCUUGAUAUCUUGAGGUCACAGUGGUCUCCAGCACUGACGGUUUCCAAAGUUUUGUUGUCCAUAUGCUCUUUACUUUGUGAUCCAAAUCCAGAUGAUCCUUUAGUACCAGAUAUUGCACAAAUUUACAAAUCAGACAAGGAAAAAUACAACAGACUAGCAAGAGAAUGGACUCAGAAAUAUGCAAUGUAAAUUUGUGAAAAUAUAAUUUCGUAUAAUCCAGUGUACUGUAAAUUCUAGGUUUUUCAAAAUUAGAGGAAACCGAGCACAGUUUACUGUUCCAGAGUCCUUCAAAAAAAAGUUCCUUUUGAUUUUUAGAUACUUUAAAUGCGUUUCUGAAGCAAAAGAAAUUCCAUAAACUUAAGAUGAAAAGUAUCGUUUUUGUUUCUGUGUACUUUGCAAAAGACAUUUGAUGUGGUUUUUAAGAUACCUGAACAUCUGCUUAUGAAAUCCAUAACGCAGGUUUAAAGCAACCAAACUUCUCUGAAGACUAGAUUAAUUAUUUUUGUCACUUGAGCAAUACUGCAUAUUUGUAAUAGAGUUUGCAUUGUUUUGUUUUUUUUUGUAAAUCGAUGUUCAGAUUUCAUUCUGUUUAGUUCACUAUUUAAUUUGUAUUUUUUUACUGUAUAGACUAAAUAUAUUUUAUUUACCUUUGUAAGUAAAUUCAUUUUUAGAUUUUUUUUUUUCCCCCGUCUCUUUAUACACAGUAUUGUCAUAAUAAAACGACUAGUCCUAAAAUUAUUUUUUGAAUUUUAAACCCCACAUUAGAUUAUAUAGAUGGAUUGCAGAUUUCUUAAAAACUAAAAUGACCUUUGCACUGUAAUUCGCAAUAUGCUAAUUCUGUGGGGAAACCAUUGUUUUGAUUCUGUUGCAUACUUGACACCAAUUUAUUGCAAUGUGAACUAAUUGCACUGCUAAUUAGAAAAAAAAAACAUUUAUCUUGUUUUAUUUGUUGCUGUUCACAUUUUUGAUUUUUCUAGGUUUUGUUUUUUUUUUUCAUAUGGGCAAUAUUAAAAACUCACAAGUUUUACAAAUCUUACUGUAGCUUUUUCCAUACAAAUAAAAAAUGCGUUUUCUACUA
This is a messenger RNA of Bombina bombina (fire-bellied toad), 1518 nucleotides long. It is a transcript of the gene UBE2D1, whose product is annotated as ubiquitin conjugating enzyme E2 D1. Gene Ontology annotation, biological process: protein polyubiquitination; ubiquitin-dependent protein catabolic process. The record is from RefSeq and is a predicted model, not a curated record. The coding region runs from base 186 to 629 and encodes 147 amino acids. Lineage: Eukaryota; Metazoa; Chordata; Amphibia; Anura; Bombinatoridae. The transcript has 7 exons. Gene Ontology annotation, molecular function: ubiquitin conjugating enzyme activity. Gene Ontology annotation, cellular component: nucleus.